UGUGUUUCGGGGCCCAGUCCACACCUUCAGAGAUGUACCAGAGUUUAGCCAUGGCAGCCAACCAUGGCCCGCCAGCAUACGAGGGGACCAGUAGUUUUAUGCACAGCACAGCAGCAGCUUCUCCGGUCUAUAUCCCUACCACAAGGGUCACCACCAUGAUCCCCAGUCUGCCAUACCUCCAGGGAAGUGGGUCGUCCCAGCAAGGCAGUCCUGUCUCCAACCACUCCAUCUGGACUCCGCCUGGGGCCGAAACUGUUGCGUACAACCCGGGAUCCUCUCACCCCUCGGUGUCCCCCAGGUUCUCCUUUGCCACCAGUAGCCCCAUCCCGGCCACCACCUCCAGGGAGGCGGCAGCCUAUAGUAGUUCACUCAGUAUCUCGGCCAACAGCAGAGAACAGUACGCCAGGAGUUUCAGUGGAUCCUAUUCCAGCCCCUACCCUGCACCUUACAUGAGCCCAGAGCUGGGCACAACCUGGACUUCCUCCCCCUUUGACAACCCCAUGCUGCACAACUUCCAGAAUCGGGGCACGCCGGGAGCUUCGAGACACACCAACUUAGAGUUUUUUGAUGAUUAUUCUGAAGGUCGCGAAUGUGUCAACUGUGGGGCCAUGUCGACCCCGCUGUGGAGGAGAGAUGGCACCGGCCACUAUCUGUGCAAUGCCUGCGGGCUGUACCACAAGAUGAAUGGCAUUAACCGACCCCUAAUCAAGCCCCAGAGGAGGCUGUCAGCCUCCCGUAGGGUUGGGCUCUCAUGUGCCAACUGCCAUACAAGUACGACCACACUGUGGCGCCGGAAUGCUGAAGGCGAGCCAGUCUGUAAUGCCUGCGGCUUGUACAUGAAGCUCCAUGGGGUCCCAAGGCCCUUAGCAAUGAGAAAAGAGGGGAUCCAAACCAGGAAGCGUAAGCCAAAGAACUUAAACAAAUCCAAGACAUCAGCAGGGUCAGCCAAUACCGAAAGCCUUACCUCAACCAUUAGUUCUGCCACCUGCACCAGCACCACAACUACCACGGCUGCUGAAGAAAUGCGCCCCAUCAAGACAGAACCAGGGAUUUCAUCUCAUUAUGGGCAUCCGAGCCCACUUUCCCAGCCAUUCGCCAUCACCACAAUGCCCGGGCACGGAUCUGGUCUGCAUCCUGCCAUCUCGACCCUAAAACUUUCUCCGCAGGGUUACCAGCCAGGUAUCGGCCAGUCUCCCCAGCCUAACUCCAAGCAAGACUCCUGGAACACCCUGGGUUUAGGUGAAAACCAUGGAGACAUCCUAACAGCAUAACCAUCUUCCGCUCUCUAUGGACUUGGGGCUCAUCGGCUCAGGAUACAAGACAAUAUUAAAUAAUCAAGCUCCAGUGGGGUGCUUCCUUACCUCACCCAACCCUUUUGAGGGAUGUAGAUUCUGAUCCUAGUAGAACCAUUCCAAAUUAUGCUUUGAAAAGGGAAGGAGUUUCCCUUGAAUCAACCUCCAUGAAGA
Messenger RNA from Euleptes europaea (tarantolino), 1466 nucleotides. RefSeq names its product GATA binding protein 4 (gene GATA4). The coding region runs from base 33 to 1271 and encodes 412 amino acids. The record is from RefSeq and is a predicted model, not a curated record. NCBI's taxonomy places the organism in Eukaryota, Metazoa, Chordata, Lepidosauria, Squamata, Sphaerodactylidae. Gene Ontology annotation, cellular component: nucleus. Gene Ontology annotation, biological process: negative regulation of transcription by RNA polymerase II; cell fate commitment; positive regulation of transcription by RNA polymerase II. Gene Ontology annotation, molecular function: DNA-binding transcription factor activity, RNA polymerase II-specific; zinc ion binding; RNA polymerase II cis-regulatory region sequence-specific DNA binding. The transcript has 6 exons.